Trypanosoma theileri is the source of this 693-nucleotide messenger RNA. RefSeq lists its product as uncharacterized. The record is from RefSeq and is a predicted model, not a curated record. Bases 1 to 693 code for a protein of 230 amino acids. Gene Ontology annotation, cellular component: plasma membrane. The transcript has a single exon. NCBI's taxonomy places the organism in Eukaryota, Euglenozoa, Kinetoplastea, Trypanosomatida, Trypanosomatidae.
AUGAGUCGUAGUAGUGAUGGCUCCCCACUGCGGCAACGCCGGGAGAUGAUGUUGAGUCCGAAUGCAGAAGAAUUGGCCAUGCGGAAUGCGGGAUUAGAGAUUGGCAGAACUCCUGACGGUGUGAGGAACCAGACGACGGCGGAUAGUGCUGUCUCUACCUUGGAUAUGCUGCGACAGGCAUCUCGACAUGCACAGUCAGCUAUUGAAACAGGGCUCUCAACCACACGGGAACUGCAGAUGCAGGGAGAGCAAAUGGAGAAGAUCAGUCAACAUCUGGACGAUAUGGAAGAAAACAUGAAAACGAGUGAUCGCACACUUCGGGGUUUCUCACGAAGAGCGAGAGUUAUAAAUUGGUUUAGGUCGAAACUGCGACAGAAGACAGAUCCUGAGGACGAAAAUACAGGUGUAGUUACCACUCUCAGUGCUCCUGUGGGUGCCCAGAUCUCUGUUCAACCCGAAAUACCAACAAAACAGAAGCAAGAAGAAAAAGUGGGAUGUUCUUCGCUUACUACGGAAGAAGAUAAAAUGAUUGAUUCAUUGAUAUACAAUGUUGGACUCCUGCGACAACAGGCCCUCCUACAAGGUGAACUUCUAGAUCAACAUAAUAGGCACCUUGAUGCUAUUACUACUAAAACUGAUGCCGUUCAUAAUCACGUGGCGAAAACUAGUAAAAAGGUCGCGAAACUAUCUUGA